Molecule: messenger RNA, 438 nt
Organism: Meira miltonrushii
Lineage: Eukaryota; Fungi; Basidiomycota; Exobasidiomycetes; Exobasidiales; Brachybasidiaceae
Exons: 1
Coding region: 1-438 (145 amino acids)
Source: RefSeq, a predicted model, not a curated record
AUGGAUGAAGAAGAACAAAGGGUAUGGAAGCUGGCAGAAGAGCAGAGAAAGAAGAAUAUCGGGAGUUACGGAGAGGGAGGCGUGAGAGAAGCUCAAGCACAAAGACAGGCUAAAGAGGCACAGGAACGAUUUCAAGAUGGUGCCAUCAUCUCACAGACCAGCUCCAUCGAGAGGAUAUGGCAUCGAUUCGUUAGCCUACUGGGCUUCAUCUCGACUCUAUUUGCACACCUUCCGCCUGGCUAUCAAGUGCCGAGGAGGACAAAAGGCCGUCAUGCACAACGCGGUGGACAGCAAAACCGACUCAUCAACGUCUAUGGACCACUCAGAUUUGGACGCAGGAACAUAAUCGUUGCUGUGAACGAUUGUGGCCCGAUCAGUCUUCUACGGUGCGUAGAAGAUCAGUUUGAGCAAUGGCGUAUCGCAGAAAUCCAACGAUAG